CACCCUACCACCACCACCACUCUCUCCCUCUAAAACCUUUCUCUUUCUCUCUCUAAAAAAAUUUCACUUUUGAAAUUUUUUUGCCGAUCAGAUACGAUUCUUCACCGGAUCAAGAUUUUCAAUGGGAUGUGACAAAACAGAGAACCUGCCAGACCUAAGUGUUGAUGAGGGAAAGAAGAGACCAGAGGAGGAUCUAAAUUCAAGAUUUUCAAUGGGAGGUGACAAAACAGAGAACCUGCCAGAUUCAAGUGUUAAUGGUCUUUCUCUCAGCGUCAGUCAAAGUGGAGCUGUUGAUUAUAAUGGUGUUAUCCAAGGUGGGUUCAGUUCAGGGGCUAAUGUCACAUCGUUUCCUUUUGUAUCUCUGCCUGCGGUCCGUCCUCUUCCAGGAAAUGUUAAUGAGAUUGAGGUGGCUGAUUUGAUGAAUCUCAAUUCCUUACAUCGCCACCAUCUUCAACCGAAUUUGAUGAAUGUAAGAAAUAUUUCACCCAGCUUUCACAGUCCAUCAGCAAUGUCACAUCGCAUGAAAAAUAAUGCAGAGAUAAACCAUUCAAAUGCGAAUAACAAAACACCGACCUUGAAUAGACUCAUGAAUGAAGGUGUCUUGUCCAAGAGCUUCCAGAAUCCUGGGGCUGGCAUGAAUUUUAUGCCUAUGCAAAGCAGUGGAGCUGGAUGUUUUGAAAAGGCUGGGGAAGGAACAGGUAUUAGUCAAAUGCCUGGAAGCCCUUUUGGCGUAGGGUAUAAUGUGCAAAAUGCUAUAGGUAUUGGCGGAAUAGGGUUUCAAAAUUAUGCCAACGUCAAUCAUGUUCCUUUUCAGUCACAAGGGAUGGAUGGUAGUUUUCUGACCCUUGGAAUGGGAAGUAAUAUAGAGGAUAGAUCAAUUCUUAGAUUCAACAGCAAAGAGGUCAGCAGCAGACUGGAGGAAGCUGCUUUACCACAAAAUAACAAUUCUCACAUCCAACAAACAAGAAGAAAUCCUCCAAGUUUAAUUCAUGGUGCUCCUGGUGGUAUUACAAAUUUCCAGUGUGAUAGUGGUGGUUUCCCAAAUUCAGCAGCCUUGAAUUCGGGUGUGCUUGCUCCAGACUCUAGAAUCAGUGCACCUCCAUUUAUGUAUGCACCAGAUGUGAGACUCAACUCAUCUAAUGCCAGAAAUUUUGGUGCUGUUGGUAAAGCUGAUCAAAGACUUUGUGAACCUGAUCCUCUCAUGUAUGCCCAAGGUGGUUUGCCUCCUCCUCCAAUACCAUUUAGCAGCAAUUCAACUUUACACCCUCAUCUUGGAUUUGGUAGAAUGGCAGCAGCUCCUGGAUCUGCUCAACAGCUUAGGGUAUUAGCUCAACCAACUGUUAAUCAGCAGAGCAACCUGUACACAAACAUGGUCAGGAAUCAAUCUUUCAUGGGACCUGCUAUUCUCAGUCAUGGUGGCGGCAGAGUGAGGCAAGACCAAUUAGGUCAGCAAUCUUUUGUCAAUGUUCUGAAUCCUUGGGGGAAUAACCUAUAUUCUGAAGGAAUGGGAGCUCAAAUUCAGGGAUGGAGUGGCAUCCAACCUGCCCUUGUCAAUCAAUUUCCCAAGAGGCUAGGUGUCCAGCUUAAUGACGGAGCUAUUUCUCAAGCAACUCGAGAGGGUGUUCUUCCUGGCACGGGCGGCAUCCAGCAAACUAGAGUGGGUAACUCGUAUCAGUCUCAAAAUCAUGGACCUAAAAUGCACCCCACUGAACUUCUUAACCCCUCUUUUGCAAUGGGUCUGCCUCAAGUUGGUUCAUCAGCAGAGUUUAAUGUUAGUGGACUCCCAUAUCAUGCUGGUCAAGGCGUUCCAAUAUCAAAGGUUGAUGUGGCCCCUCAGGCUUCAAAUCUUGAUGGUCCCACUUCCCUCAAAAGAAGAAGACCAAGUAAAGCCCCUCCAACUGCUCCGACGUCUCAGCGGAGGAGAAAAUUGACUCAGCAUAGUAAUCAACUGCUGAUAGCACCUCCGAGGCCGAUCACUAUUGCUCCAGUUCCUGCAUCUUCUCCUUCUCUUCCUGCUCUCUGUGCAAAGUUGCAAGCAAGAUUGGAGGAACCAGCUCAACUCGUUGCAGAGAACUGCAAAAUAUGCAAGAGGAAUGUGAUGUUCAAUCCUGAAGGCCCUUUUACUCGUCCUGCUAUAGCGCCACCGGUUGCUGUUCUUCCCUGUGGGCAUGUAUUUCAUGACGAGUGCCUGCAGAAAAUCACACCACAAGAUCAAGCAACAAAUCCUCCUUGCAUACCUUGCGUUAUAGGUGAAACAUAAUGUGACUUCAAUUGUUUGGAAGGGAGAGGGCUUAAAUUUUGUGAAGGAGAAUGAAAGGGGCUCCCAAACAUUUUUUUUGUAAAGGAUUAGGGUAUAGUUCGUGGAGCUGUACAUAUAGAAGGUGGGGUGACAAUAGGAUUCCCCCCCAUGGGUAGAGAUUAUGUAAAGUUACAUAGAAACUCAGCAUUUAAACCCCUGUGAAUGAGAGAGAUAUUAAACUGGAACUUACAACUAAGAGCUG
Molecule: messenger RNA, 2501 nt
Organism: Solanum verrucosum
Lineage: Eukaryota; Viridiplantae; Streptophyta; Magnoliopsida; Solanales; Solanaceae
Exons: 8
Coding region: 122-2260 (712 amino acids)
Source: RefSeq, a predicted model, not a curated record